UUGUCGCGGAUGAGAGGGAUGGGAGCCUCGGUUCUUGCUCGCAACGCGGCCCGCCGAGGGGGAAGCUCGGCCCUAUCCGGGGCCGGGCGCGGCGGCCCUCGCACCUCGCCCGGUGCAGGCCUCGGCCCCCCGCGCGGCGGGGGGCGGGUGCCGCCGGCCCUUGCCGUGGCCGCCCGCCUCCCGCUGGCGUGCCUCGGGGACAGGCUCCGGCCCCUCUAGGCGGCGGGGGGCUGCAGCUCGUCGGAAGUGGAGGGGCUUCGUUUCUCGUCCCUUGUGCUGCGGGCCUCGGCCACAGGGCUCUUGCGAGGGUUGGAGCGGUUGUGGUGAACAUUUCUGCUAGCAACCCUUCGCAGCGCUGCGCGUUACUACGGGCAUAAUAAAAUUUGUAUUGUGGUAGUUGCUUGCUGACAAUAUGAAGCUUAGUGGUGUCAGCUCUCUGAGCUUUUAUGUCUGCAUAAAAUGGGGGGGAGGAGAAACGUUUUUUGUUAACAUCAGUUUGUGGCAAAAAGUUGUUUCCCUCCCCCCCCACCCCCUGCAGAGUCAUGCACUUGACAGUAGUGCAGUUGGGAUCCUAUGGUAACCCGAGAUCUCCAUUUCACACAAGUGACAGAAAUAGGUAUCCAGCCUUAAACUGUUUAUCUGUGGCACAGAAUGUGCAUGUUUUCCACUAUUGGGAAACUUAGCAUGACAAGAUAAUACUUUUUUUGUCCUUAUUCUGCCAGCUUUAUUGAGGUGCUUGAGAUGAAAGUACUUCUCGAGUCAGUAGAUUUUUCUUUUUCUCUUUUCUGUUACUGUGAUUUGUUACAGAGUUAUUUCCUUAACGCAGCUGUUACUGUUCUGUAGUGAAACAAGAUGGUUGACAGAAUACAACCGCUUUAUUUUUUGUUAUGCUUUCAGUGAAUGUGUUUAAUAGUAGUAUUAAAAUGCUGAUAGUGGCCAAAGUGCUUGCUUGUGUGUUUGGAUGUGAACUUGCUACUGAUUAAGCUAAACUAGUACGGGUGUUGGAAAUUUUUCAUAUUAUCACAGGCUUGCUUAAAUUGUGAGGCAAGAGGAGUGCUUCAAAUACAAGUGUGAGGAGGUGGGAAAAUGUUCCUUCCCAUUUAUUACAGCACAGUAUAGCUAGUAAGUUGCUCACCACACUUCUUGCUCUAGGUGUAUAGCUACUAUGGACAGAAUCUGUACUGAAUCAUAACUAAAACUUGCAUGGAUGCAGUGCAUUUUUGCAGAAGACCUGCCAUGGCAUACUGCAUCUGUAUAGUGACCUCGGAUCAUUUAGUCUGACAGCAUAUGUUAGUGAUUGAAAGAUGAAGACCUUCACACCCAUUGCUAAUCCUCCAUGGAAAGUAAUAAAACCCAAUAACCUACUAGCGUUCAAACCGUUUGGAAGCAGAGGUGCAGCUUUCCUGGAAAAGCAAAUGGCUGGAGUCUCAAGGGCACCCACGUAAUCUUGGAAGUAACAUCGUAGAGGGAACAGUGCCCUACCUUGUAUCCAUGUGCAGCACUGAAGCAGAUUUGUCUUGAAAACUAUGUCUUCAAAUGACAGGGUGGUAAAAUGGAUUGAAUUUCUGAUUCAAAGCAGAACUGAUACUACCAAAGCUGUUGCAAAAGUAGAGGUGUUUGCAGCUGGUGCCAUAUCAGUGGACUCCUGUCUAUGAAGCCAGAUGGUAACUGAGCCAUUUACACAAUCAAGACUGCUGUGAGUUUCAGCGAUCAGCCAUGGGCAUUAAAGGUUUACAAGGAUUUGUGGCCAGAGUUUGCCCUGAUGCAUGCAGAACAGUAGAUCUGAGAGAGAUGGCAGAAAAACAUCGCGUUGAUUACCCUGAUUUCCCACCUGUUAUUGUAGUGGAUGCCAUGAGUUGUGUUAAAUACUGGUAUACACCGGAAUCCUGGGUGUGUGGUGGCCAGUGGCGGGAGUACCUUGCCAAUUUAGAGGAUUUUAUUAAAGUUUUUAUGGCAGCUGGUAUCAAGUUGGUGUUUUACUUUGAUGGAGUGGUAGAAGAGAAAAAGAGAGAUGAGUGGAUCAAACGGAGGUUGCAGAAUAACAAGGAAAUAGCCAGAAUAUUUCAGUUUAUCAAGACUCACAGGAAACAACCAGGGCAAGGAAUGUUCUUUGUUCCUUCGGCUUUGCCUACUUUUACACGUUUUGCCCUGAAGUCACUUGGCCAGGAAACAGUAUGUACAUUGCAAGAGGCAGACUUUGAAGUGGCUGCAUAUGGCUUGCAACGUAACUGCAUAGGAAUUCUCGGGCAAGAUAGUGACUACCUCAUCUAUAAUACGUGCCCCUACUUUUCCAUCGAGAAGCUCUCUUUGGACAGACUAGUCACUGUUAUGUACUCUCGAGAAGAUCUUUGCCGUGCGUUGGGUCUUAGUUUGACACACCUCCCUCUCUUUGCUUGCUUGCUUGGCAAUGAUGUUGUUCCAGAAAGCUUGUUGGAAGGCUUUUGGCAUAAAUGUUUAGUCACCAGUCCCCACAAGAAUAACAGCUACAACAGGAGAACAAACAUACUUCUAGCUGUAGCAAAUUACAUCUCAAAAGUUCCAUGCUCAUACAGCAGCCUCAAACACUUGGAAGAGAUGCUACCUUUGGGAUCAGACAAGUCAUUACUUCACAGAGGAGUGGAGUCCUAUCUUUUGCCAGGGCAGCAGUCUCCAUGGAUUCCCCCCAACUUAACAAAUUGCCCAAUGUUCUCCCUUCAACAACAGACAGCCUUGUGUCAAGAUAAAGAAAUCUUUCAGUUAGCUAAAGAACAGCACAUCCAAUCUGAAAAUUAUACAAUCUUUAAUAUCCUGAGUAAUGGAGAGAUUGCCUGCAGCAACUCUUUGGAAGAUGAAUGUGAUACAGAGAUUCCUGGACAGGCACUUAUCUACCGCCCGGCUCGUCAGCAUAUUUAUUCUGUCUUGUUGGAAUCUGGAAAAGGUGGAGAAAAUCCUUGUAAAGAGUGGUUUGUCUAUUUUGGAAAUCCUCUGCAGCAGCCAGAGCUGAUACAACCUGUACAACCUUCUAUUCCAGGUGGAACACCUAAUUUGAAAACACUGUGGUUUGCCAAAGGACCUGAUGUGGAAAAGCAACGGUAUAGUACAUUUCUGGCAUGCUUUCACCUUCAGGACAGGAUGGAAGAGCUCCAAGCUCUAGAAGCACCUGUUGCAGCAUUCUGCUGCUUGCUGGCCUAUCUUAUGAUGCAGGUCAGUAGCCUCUCUCUGGAGGACUUAAAUGCAUUUGUGGCACUCAUUCUCUGCCUCAAAGGGAAGUCAGUUGCUCAGCUAACAUGCUUGCAGCUUCUGCAAGUGGACUCCAGAGCUGUACAUCUUGGUGCUGUCUUUGUUCGUGGCCUUACAACUUUGCUCAUGGCCAAUAGUGCCUGUGGCUUUCCAUUCCGAAUGGAUGAUUUGAUGCCUUGGGAAGUGUUUGAUGGAAAACUUUUUCAAGAAAAAUACCAGCAGUCGCACAGAGGUUGCUCUUUGGAAGAGCUUUUGGAAGGCAAUGAGUCUUUGUAUACACCCUUCCAGAAUCUGAAGUCUUUAAUUUGCAAGGUUUGCAUGGCGAAGAAAAGAACAAUACAGAGCAGACCAAGAGGAAAUGGAUUUAUCACAGGAACACAGCAAAGAGAAUUUAAUCCCAGGUUCCGACAAACACACAGAAGUUCUUUUGUUCCUCCAUAUCAUAACCAGAUGAGGGGCUUCCUAUGGAGAAAUUCUCAACCACAAGGUAGACAAUAUGGAUUGGGACACCCAGAUCAGAGGAGAAGAUUCCACUUUCCUCGUCAGUAAAGAAUACAUGUCUACAGAUCACCCAGGUGACCCUACUCAUUACUGGAAGUAGAUGAGAAUGGAUGAGAGAACAAGAUAUAUUUUUAUGAAAUGCUGUAUGCUGAAGAUCAUAAAAACUUCAUCAGUAUUUAAAAAAUGGUGGUGGGAAGUCUCUAAUCAGAAAUAUAUCAUGCCUCAUUUUCAGUACCAUUUUAUUUUGUAUACAUUUUUUUUCUAGCCUGUAGCUUAGUGAAGUAAAUUAUGGAAUGUUGUGAAACAAUAAUUAUAUAUCUUAGGUUCCAGAUAAUAUUGUUUGGAGCACUUUACAAAAACCUUGUUGACACAGUUAUAAAAAAUGAUCAUUAAAAAAUUUUGUGUAAAGAGUAGAGGACAGUCCUAGGUGUUGAAGAAGGCUACAAAAAAUUAAUGAAUACAUCUGAUUCUGUUGUGAAAACUAUUAUGUCUUUUCUGUUAAACCUUUAUCCUAUAUGAGGCUGAAAGUGCCCAGUCUUGGAAAAAAAAGGGUACUUCUAAAGUGUUUACAAUCAUAUCACAGUUUAAAAAUGUUACUUUGGUGUCAUGCAGCUCACUUUCAUAGUUCCUCAGUCUUAAGGAAUGAGAAAAGGGUAUCUAAAACAUUCCAGAAAGUUAUAAAAUUAGUGUAUGUGUACAAAACUACUACAACUUUAAUGUCUUACUGUUUUGGGGCCUUUCAAAGCUGAAUCAAAUGCAUGGUCCUCUUCUGGAAUACAUAGAAUUCUCUUCUGUAUGUAGUGAGUCAUUUAUGAAAUGUUUAAGAUUUAUGCCAGACCUUACAUCUGUCUUUAGCCUUAAAGUGAAAGUGUCAGUGUGAGCUUUUGGCCAGUAUAAUUUUGGAGGAAAUUCUAAGUCAAGGGGAAACUAACAGACAUUUUGAAUGCAUUCUUCUUUUUUUUUUUUUUUUUUUUUUUCCUAAACGGCAGUUGUUUGAAGCACACAGGGUAAAAUUUUUGCCCUGUUGACAUCAUUGAUGCAUCUUUUGCAGAUAUUAGUGGCACCAUGAAUUCAAUUCAUACCGAUAAGGUAGUCCCAAUAGAUCCAUGUAAAUGGGCAGAGUACAGGUAGGGCAAUUUGGUAUCUCCUGUGUUAAUUUUCACUUGUCUGUUUUUCAUCACACAGACUUUAUUGCUACUUUGGAGAUAUGUGUAUUUUUAGAAUAGUACAUAAGCACACUUGAAAUUAAAUUUAUUUAGAAGUGUUUAACAUGAGGAAAAAGCAUUAUUUUUAUAUUCCAAAGAGAAAAUUUAGCUCUAGUUUUGAAAUCUAUUUUCAGAAGUACUAUAGCUAUUGUACAACUUGCACCUAUCUUUAUGGUACAAUGAUUACCGAUUAAAACUCUGCUGGUUUUAGCCAUUAUUGUUCAGUUAGUAUUGUUUCUUAGGCCUUGUGCAGUUAACUCCUUUGAGUCAAUUGUCAGUGGAACUUAGUUCCUAUUUAGUAUAUAUGUUAUGUCAAAGUGAAUAAUAUUGUCAGACUUACAUAACAAUAUUAUAAUUUCCUUGCAUGUAUUUUUCUGUUUGUAACCCAAUAAAUAUAUUCAUUCAUACUCUGCAUAUAUCAACAGUCCAGCUAAACAAAUAAAUUGGCAGCAAUACAGGAUUUCUAGUUCUGUUAAAAGUUUGAACAGACACAAUUUUUACACAACACAUUUGCUUUCCAGGGAUCCUGUCAUGAUAGGAGCAUUCCUGCUUUCUUUUUCUAUUGAUUUUUCACUGAUUAUAAUUGUACUACCACUUCUUACUUUUUUUUUUUUUUUUUUUUUUAUUCCCAAAAAACCUUUUAGAAUAAUGUGGUCUGAGUUUUAUGGAAAGUUCUCUAGUUUCAGGAAUCUCAUGAUGUAUAAUAGUGUAUUUGAAAAGAAUGUAACUCUUUGCCAGAAUUUGUUGGUAAUUCCCCCUUCAGGCUUUGAUAUGAGAAAAGAUUUCUGUUGGCCUCAAUAAACAAAGUUAAAUACAGUUA
This is a messenger RNA of Tyto alba (common barn owl), 5745 nucleotides long. It is a transcript of the gene FAM120B, whose product is annotated as family with sequence similarity 120B. Gene Ontology annotation, cellular component: nucleus. The record is from RefSeq and is a predicted model, not a curated record. Lineage: Eukaryota; Metazoa; Chordata; Aves; Strigiformes; Tytonidae.